This is a messenger RNA of Pocillopora verrucosa, 3816 nucleotides long. Its product is annotated as RNA polymerase II subunit A C-terminal domain phosphatase. Gene Ontology annotation, molecular function: RNA polymerase II CTD heptapeptide repeat phosphatase activity. NCBI's taxonomy places the organism in Eukaryota, Metazoa, Cnidaria, Anthozoa, Scleractinia, Pocilloporidae. Gene Ontology annotation, cellular component: nucleus. The record is from RefSeq and is a predicted model, not a curated record.
AGUGAAAGUAAAAUGGCGGACAGAGAAGCAAGGGAAGUUGUUAUUUCCACGUCUUCGUCUGCAAGACUGUUACGAUGGCGAGUUGGUCCUGGCUCAGAAGUUAGAGAAGGGAGUGUUCUUUGUUUCUAUGAAAUUAUUGGUGACGGGGAUCGGGCUGGAUCUUUCAUAACUCAGCCGAAACUCAAAUCAGCCUUUACUGGUAUAGUCCGUGAAUUGCUGGUCGCUGAGGGAGAAAUCGUAGCAGCCAGCAUGCCAGUAUUGUUGAUAGAUGAAGCAGAAUGUGAACAUCGGAUGGUCAUGAAAGAUUUAUGCUGUGACUGUGGUGUUGAUCUCAGAAAACUUCGUGAAGAACAAGAUGAGCCAUCUUCCCCAACUUUGGCAUCUGUGCCACUUAUACAUAACAUUCCUGAGCUAAAAGUGAGCCAAGAGGAGGCAGAAGCUUUGGGAAAAAAGGAUGAGGAGCGACUCCUUCAAACUCGCAAAUUGUCCCUUGUAGUGGAUCUGGACCAGACCCUCAUUCACACAACUAUGGAGCUGAUACCACAAGAUAUGGAGGACGUCCAUCACUUUCAACUACCUGAUCAGCAUGUGUGGUAUCACACUAAGAUCAGGCCAGGAGCAGUGAACUUCCUGAACAGUGUAUCCAGUCUUUUUGAGCUGCACAUCUUCACCAUGGGCUCAAGAAUGUAUGCUCACACUAUUGCCAGAAUGUUAGACCCUACUGGAAAACUCUUUGCACACAGGAUUCGUUCAAGGGAUGAGUGCUUUAAUGCAUUUUCCAAAUCUCAUGACUUGAGGGCAAUAUUUCCUUGCGGUGAUAACAUGGUUUGCAUAAUAGAUGAUCGGGAAGAUGUUUGGAAUUUUGCCGCCAACUUGAUUCGCGUCAAACCCUACCAGUUCUUCAAAGGAGUAGGGGAUAUUAAUGCCCCACUAGGUGGAUCUGCUCCAGUCACAGAAGAUACCAACCCCAUCGGAAAUCCUGGUAAUCGAAGUGAAACUACUACGGAUGAUGCAAAAAUCGAAGAGUCGAAUUCUCGGGACGACAACGAAGGUGGUGUUACGGAGCAGAAGAAAAAUGAUGUGGUGUUUGACGACGAUGGAGAGACAGAACGAAAAGUUGCUAAUCCGGAGACAAAGGAAAUUCAGAAAUUAGAUGAAGAUAUGCAAAUUUCCUCGGAUAGCAGUGAGCCUGUUAUUGAAGACAUCGAGCAGAACAAAAGUGAAAAGAUCACUGGAGAAGCAGUUGAAGAAAUAGGGACCUCAUCCAAAGUAAUGGAAAAUGGCGGAGGUGAUAGCGCCAGCAAUAAAAUUGUUAGAGAGGAGUCGACUGAAAUCCAGAAAUCGAGUGUAAAUACAAGAAACGGAAAACAGGAUGCCGAUGGAAAAGCUGAAAAUGAAUUAGAGCAGCGACCAUCUGAGGGAAGUGUUAGCACGUCAAGUAAAACUGAGUUGAAAGGUGAAGGAGACCAAACGAAAAUCAAGAAAUCACGGCAGCAAGCCUACGCGUUUGGUGAUGGGGACGACGAUUACCUCCUCCACCUGGAGGACAUUUUACGUCGAAUACACGAUGUUUAUUACAAAACUGUAGAAAGCGUUCAAUCGCAGGCUCCAGAAGAGGUGAAAAACAAUCCUAACUUUUUAAAAUAUUGUACACCAGGAACAUCGACUCCGGAUACGAAGAUGAUAAUGACCGAACUACGCCGGGAUGUACUUCGGGGAGCUAAUGUAGUCUUUACUGGAGUAAUUCCUACAUCGACAAUACAAGAAGACAGUCAACCAUGGCGCGUUGCACGCGCCCUAGGUGCUAACGUUAGUAAUGCGAUUGUUACACCCAAAGAUACAAACUCUAUCGGUGACGUAACCACCCACGUGAUCGCAGGUCGUUUAGGGACAGAGAAAUCGUACCGAGCGGUAAAAUCCCGCGGGAUAAAGGUAGUGAAUCCCGGUUGGUUGUUCUGCUGUUUUGAACGCUGGGAGAAGGUGGAUGAGCGUUUAUUUCCAGUUGAAGGCUUAGAGAAAUACAAGCAACAGGUCCGGGAUCAUGGCACACCUCGCGGGACACCUGGAGAAACUGCAGAUACAAGAGCAGUUGAAAAAGCGAUUUUGGACUUGGAUGUUGUUGAUAAGGAAAAUGUGGUCACUAAAUCAAGAUCUGAUUCGGCAAGUAGUGCGGAUCUUCUUAUGUCUACCUUGAACCCCUUAUUAUCAUUUUCGCCGUCGGAGGUCGAAGCUAUGGAUAAAGAAGUCGAGGAUCUUAUGAACGACAGCGACGAGGAGAGCGAUUUGAUAGGAAGUGUGUCAGAAUCGAGCAGUCCUUCUGAUUCCGAAAAAUCAGAAUCAACGAGUAAGCGAAAGCGAGAGAAGGAAAGAGACUCGCCGGAGGAUGAUGAUGAGUUGGCAGGCAAGAAAGUGAAACUUGAUGAUGACGAUGAUGAUGGACAAAAUGAAGGGGAUGAAGAAAAAGAUUCUGAUAAAGUUUCAAGCAGCCUUGAUUCUGACGAUGAUUACACUCGCCGCUCGACACCAAGUGACGAUGAAGAAGAUAAUGAUAUGGCGGCCAUGUUAGAUGCAGAGUUAUCUCAUUCUUGAGUAACGUUAGCUUACUGGGUAAAUUUGAAGAGCUGUUUUUGAUUGAGUGCCAAAAAUAAUAUGGGAUUCUUUUGGGUUUGCUUUACUUCGCACUUUGAUCAGUCUAAAAAAAACGCCACUCUCUUAACCAAUCAAAUGCAAAACUAAAAUCAACCGCGACUUGGUCGCCCGCUUUUUCCGCCUCUCAGUCAGUUUGCUUGGUUUUACUUUGAGUUUUCAUGGCCUCCCAAAGGCAGCGGUUGGCUUUUGUGGUUACUUUGGUUUUGGUUUUACGACACUCAAUCGAAAACCGCUCUAUAAUUCAGGAAUGCAUUUGUUUGCAUCACUUCGCUGUGUUAUUUUUCAGAGAAUCACACCACUUUCACAACCAAUCAGAUGCCGGUAAAACUAAAACCAUGGCUCUUCUUUAUGAUGACGUCAUUUACUGAAAAUCCGCGUCAAGCUUCGUUUCCACCGGCAAAAAAUUGUUGAGAAUCCUUUCUCUCCUCUCGCUUGGUUUUGUGGCCAAGAUUGAUUGGUGCCAACAGGAAAAGUCGUUAUUAUAAUCUGAGGACGUAGUGGUACUAUAUUGAAAUCCAUAAGCUGUAAACUAUGAAUAUUACACAAUCAUAAACGAAAACGUUUCCAUUUUUCCUUCUUCUUCAAAUAAAAAAUCAGCGGAGUGUAAAGAAACAGAGUUACUCAUCACAGAAAUAUGUAUAUUUUUAGUUAUCCAGUUAUUUUACUCGAGAUGUCACGAAUAUCCAUAAACUAACUUUAACGUCUUAAAUAUUUUCAUUGUCAAAUGUAUGUUGUGUAAACUUUUCGAAGAGUGAGUCAAAACCUGAAAAAAAACCUUCAGAUUACAUCCAUAUAAUAGUACCCGAAAGGGUUGAUUACAAUGGGGUCAAUGACACGACUCGUGUGACAUGACAAAUUGCGUGACAUCCCGUGACAGGAGCUUACAUGUUGGAUUGAUGAGUGACAUUAGUUAACACUAUUUACUAGAAAAAAAAGGAAAGAAUCUUGACGUGGAAGUUUACUGUUGGACAUGACUGUUUCCUGCUCUUGGUUUUGAAAAAGGCGAUUAAGAUCACGCUGUUUCCCCUUUCAGGCCAAAAAAACUGCAUAUUUAUUUUUGCACUAUCGUUCUUGAGGUCACCUGUAUGUUACAGCUGGUCUGUAAAUGAACUUCACCACGUACAAUGAGCUGGAUAAUUUCAAAAUAAAGUUCUUAUUAUAACAUGA